UUGGUUUUUUUCAGCCGUUUAUUGAUUUCGACAGAUGUAUUCGCCCGUGGUUUAGAUAUUCCACAGGUGUCACUUGUUGUAAAUUACGAUUUGCCGAAUAACCGUGAAUUGUAUAUUCAUCGGAUUGGACGGUCAGGUCGUUUUGGUCGCAAAGGUGUUGCCAUUAAUUUUGUUAAAUCUGAUGACAUUCGUAUUUUGCGUGAUAUCGAACAGUACUAUGCGACGCAAAUUGAUGAAAUGCCUAUGAACGGUGAGCCUUAUUAUGUCCAUUGUUUCAAGAUUAAUUUCAAAUGA
Molecule: messenger RNA, 294 nt
Organism: Thelazia callipaeda (thelaziosis nematode)
Lineage: Eukaryota; Metazoa; Nematoda; Chromadorea; Rhabditida; Thelaziidae
Source: the annotation of a GenBank genome assembly